AUGCUGCCCAAGACUGUCGCUCCUUUACUGGCCCUUGGGUCAGCGUCGCUCGUUUUUGCCCAGAAUCCUGUUGCCGUUACUGGCGUCUUGGUGAAGAACGGGGCUGCUCCUAUUCGUCGAAACAUCAAUGACCUCGCUAAAGAGGCCGGUCCGCAGUGGGACCUCUAUAUCCAGUCGCUCUCGGCCAUGUAUGAGGUAAAAUCAACAGACGCCUUGUCUUUUUUCCAGGUCGCCGGUAUCCACGGGUGGCCGUUCGUCGAGUGGAAUGGUACCGGCGCCGGGCAGAAUAACAACGACUGGAACGGCUACUGUCCCCACGGCGAGCCCCUAUUUCUCUCAUGGCACCGACCAUACGUGGCUCUUUUUGAACAAAUCCUGGUCGAGCAUGCGAGGCAAAUUGCCGCCGCGUAUCCCAAAGAUCGCCUCAGCGAGUACACGCAAGCGGCCGAGACGCUCAGGGCUCCGUUCUGGGACUGGGCAUCGGCGAGAGCGGUUCCCGAGGCCACAGUUCCGGAGAGCGUCACCAUCAACACUGCAGAGGGCCAAAAACAAGUCGAGAACCCUUUAGCCACGUACAAGUAUCCACAGGAGGCUAUUCAAGGCCAGUACGGGGACAUGAAUCGUAUACGGCCCGAGGCCGGCCAGCAGCCGCAAACGUACCGAUGCCCUUCUCCACAGUCGUAUCCCAAGUCGGCCAACGAAGCUCUGAGUCUGACCAAGAACCAGGUCAGGACCAACGACUUGAGGGCCAUGGUAUAUGACGUCUUCACCAACUCUCAAACUUUUUCCCAGUUUGCCUCGACGAGGAACAGGGGUUUCAGCCUUGAGCAGAUCCAUAACAGCAUCCACGUCGAGGCAGCCUGCAGGUCAGACUUUCUUAACCAGUUUGUGGCUGGCUUCGAUGUCCUCUUCAUGCUGCACCACGCCAAUGUGGACCGCCUGUGGGCCUACUGGCAGGCCAUUCACCCCGAAGAGGCCAACCUAUCUGGCUCAUACUCUGGAGGCGCACGCUUCACGACGUCCAGGGGAACCAGCAUCAGCCUCAACUCGCCCCUCGAGCCGUUCCACGGUCAAGAUGGAGAGCCCCACACCUCAAAGACUGUGGCAUCGAUUCGAGACUUUGGAUACUCGUAUGAAGGUUUGGAGGAGGGCAAAUCUGACCAAGAGACGAGGAACGAGGCCGUGAGGUUGAUCAACCGACUCUACUCAGGCAACAGUCCCCCUGAGCCUCCCUCGUCCAGUGGCAACCCGGACCGUCCCGGUCCUGGAAAUGGCCCCGACAGCACUCGUCCCGGCAACAAUACUGGCCCAAAGAAUGGUACCCGUCCGGGUAUUUCUCCUUCUGGGAGCCCCAACGAUCCCCGUCCAAGCAACAACCCCAACAAUCCCCGUCCUGGAAAUAGCCCUAACGGCCCUCGUCCUGGCGACAAUUCUCCCCCGGGAGCCAACAAUACCCUUCCGGGCACUCGUCCUUCUGGUAACCCCAAGAGUCCCCGUCCAAGCAAUAGCCCUACCGGCCCGGGCUUCCCCACCUCGAGCAAUAAUCCCAAUAGCUCGGGCUUCCCUAAUUCAGGGAGUAAUCCCAACGGCCCAGGCUUCCCUAAUUCAGAGGAUAAUCCCAACGGCCCAGGCUUCCCCCCGUCGGACAACGGCCUCAACGGCUCCGGUGACAACGGGGGCAUCGACAGCAACCAGCGCCAAUACGCCUAUGUCCAGCUCGAAGUCGAGCAGGUAGAGCGGCCAUGCUUUGUCAACAUCUACGUUGGCGACAAUCACGCUGGCAGUAUGGUUGUCAUGUCCCAGCCAGCAAGGGGCAUUUUCAACGGUGCUGUUUUCCUCAACGGUGCCAUUGACAAAUUCGGUAGCCAGGCGAGCAAUAGCACUUCGCGUGAGUUCAAUAACAAUAUCUACAUUGACAUAACAAAGCCCGAUGGCCAGAGAAUAGAUCUCAGCUCCGUGGCCAGCUUGAAAGUCGAAGUGAGCCAGAUCACCGUCACGCCUCCCACCAGCGAUCACCAGUUCCCCGCAGUCGAAAUCAAAGACCCAGAGCCGGUCAAUGGCGGGCGCGAACUGAUGCCACCACCUUCGUCAGCCCAAACCGAGUACGGGCCGAGGAUCGACGGCGGCGGCAACAGUGAAGGAAGCGGAAGCGGAACAGGCGGCGGCGGCAAGAAGCCCGAGAACGAACGUAGCUCUGCAGUGGCCACGUUUGUUUCCCACUUAUUCUUUGCGUCGGCCCCAUUGGCAGUCUCGGGCCUUCUUGCAGUGCUUUAA
Messenger RNA from Hirsutella rhossiliensis, 2274 nucleotides. RefSeq names its product tyrosinase. The transcript has 8 exons. Gene Ontology annotation, molecular function: oxidoreductase activity. The record is from RefSeq and is a predicted model, not a curated record. The coding region runs from base 1 to 2274 and encodes 757 amino acids. NCBI's taxonomy places the organism in Eukaryota, Fungi, Ascomycota, Sordariomycetes, Hypocreales, Ophiocordycipitaceae.